Messenger RNA from Formica exsecta, 1996 nucleotides. RefSeq names its product laccase-like. The record is from RefSeq and is a predicted model, not a curated record. The transcript has 8 exons. Gene Ontology annotation, biological process: iron ion transport. NCBI's taxonomy places the organism in Eukaryota, Metazoa, Arthropoda, Insecta, Hymenoptera, Formicidae. Gene Ontology annotation, molecular function: oxidoreductase activity; copper ion binding. Bases 47 to 1414 code for a protein of 455 amino acids. Gene Ontology annotation, cellular component: plasma membrane.
GGGCCGUUUCACCUCCAUCGAAGGUGAAAACGAGACAUUGGCCGAUAUGCCUAUUUCGAUAUCCGUUGUAAAACCGAAUUUUCGGUAUAGAUUCAGGCUUAUUAAUGCGGAGUUCCUGAACUGUCCAAUAGAAAUUUCCGUCGACAACCAUACUUUAUAUGUGAUCAGCUCAGAUGGACGUGAUAUUGAACCAAUACAAGCCGAAUCGCUAGUGAGUUAUGCCGGCGAGAGGUUCGAUUUCAUAAUCGAGAUGAACCAAUCAGUGGAUAAUUAUUGGAUGAGAUUUCGAGGACUGAUGGAUUGCGACAAGAGAUUUUUAAGCGCCUAUCAAGUCGCGAUACUUAGAUACGAAGGAGCGCCUGAAGAGGAGCCGGCAGUGGAAGUUUCAUAUGAUCGUGUGCGAAAUGAUUCUUAUGGAUUGCAAGUGAACGCUCUGAAUGAAGGAACUGAAUCGAAUAAUAGUAUCAGUAUCCCGAUGUUGACUGCAAUGGACGACGAUGACGUAUCGAAUACCAAAGAACCGGAUUAUCAGUUCUACAUAUCGUAUGAUUUUUACGCGAAAGAUAACCCGCACUUUCACCGCAAGAAUCUAUAUGGCUUCCAUCAAGUGAAGGAUACGAAACAGCGUUUGUUCACACCGCAACUGAAUCACAUAUCAAUGAAGCUACCACCAUUUCCGCUUCUACCCGAAAGAAACCUUAUUAAGCCAAAUCAGUUUUGUAACUCCAGCACAGUUGAGGGAUGCAAGAAUGAUUAUUGUGCUUGUACCCAUGUACUUCAAGUGAAAAUUAACAGUGUAGUGGAACUACUUUUGAUCGACGAAGGUGUUCCGUACGACGCGAAUCAUCCGUUUCACCUUCACGGUUAUCAGUUCCGCGUUGUGGCGAUGGAGAAGAUAGGAAGUAACAUCACGGCCGCCGAAGUAAAGGAAUUAGACAGGCAAGGUUUGAUAAACAGGACACUCACACGAGCACCUUUGAAGGACACGGUGACCGUGCCAGACGGUGGUUACACCAUCGUGCGAUUUCACGCCAAUAAUCCAGGAUAUUGGCUGUUUCACUGUCACAUUGAAUUUCACGCGGAGAUAGGAAUGGCCCUGAUCUUUAAGGUGGGCGAAGACGAGGAGAUGCCGCCGGUGCCUCGUAAUUUUCCUAAAUGCGGUGAUUGGAAACAGAUGGACGAUCAGAACGAAGAUAACUCAGAGACCACUACAAUUUCAACGACAAUCGCUGGGAAGGAAUCCAAGGAAAACAACCGUGUCAUGGAUGCAAUAGAGCAUCUCUUGAGAUAUAUGGCGUAUUUUGAGCAACUUCUGAAAUUACAGAUGACUUCUUCGGCGUCGAAUUCAAGUGUGACAUUGUUACUUUUUGUCGCUUGCCUUUUGAGUUCUAUGAUUCAUGCGCGUUCUUCGUGACAUAUGUAUCCAUGUAAAUAGUAAUAGCGGAUUAUAAAUAUAAUCGUAAAGAAUAUUUAUAGGAACAAAACAAUAUAAAUGAGUUAGAAAAAUAAUAUAAUAUAAUAUAAUAUAAUAUAAUAUAAUAAAUGAGUUAGAAGUGGGAAGUAGUAAGUAAUAGAUGGUUUUUUCGUCGCAACUAAUAUAUGUAUUAUAAAGUAUUAAUAUUCACGUUAAAGUAUUAAUAUUUAUAGAAAGUAUAUACACUAUUCACAUUUUUUUAUUAUCGAUAAUUGUCAGAUAUGUUGCGAUAAAGGCAAUCACGCGAAGUUGACGAGUUUGAAUUAAAAUUUUAAAGAUAUAUUAUGCGAUUAUAUUGUAUAUUAAUCUCAAAUGAGUAAGCGUACAUUAUAUCAGCAAGUGACUUAUAUUACUGUGAUAAAAAAGUAUAUUAUAAUUAUUUUAUAGUUAUUAGACUAUCGACUACACCACUCAGUAAUGCAUACGAAAUGUCCUGCUUUGAUACUCGUAUUAAUUUUAUUGACUGAUUGAUUUUAUUCGCGGAAUAAAUUUUUUAUAUGCGUAAAUAAUAGUUUUCGUGUA